AUGGCGACGGCCGCUUCCUCCUCCGCUGCCAUCCUGUCCACCAUGAAACAUGUCACAACAAACAAAUGGGACAAGGCAGAGGCUCGUUUAAAGGACAUCAAGGGCCACGUGCGCGAUGCAGAAACGAGCCUAGCAUACAAGCCAGACAAUCCUGAUCAACACCAUCUCGAGGCAGAUGUGGCCCGACUGGUCACGGCCGUUCGAAAGGCGUAUGCGGGAGCGCUUGGCAUGCAGGUCAGAACCCGUGCUGGUCUCAGGGUCAAACGUAGCAUGACAAACUCGGGCAAGAAUUCGGAGUCUCUCGAGACGCGGCUCGACACGAUUGAGCGGAUGCUCUCCAACGCAAAGUACUCGUCGGGCUUUUCUUCGUCAGCGGCCCUGUCCUGGUGCGAUGAACUGCUGGCCUAUCUGCGCCAAUCCCAGCGUCGCAUGGAAUACACCAUGCUGUUUGGAAAAUUGACGAAUGAAUGGGCCGACUUUCGCUUUGGCGAGCUUUCGACCACGAUGGCGUCCGCGAAACAGGGCACGAGCCAGUCGGAGGAUGAAGAUGCCGUGUCUGUCGGCCGGAAAGAAAUGCAUCAGCAGAGGCAAGUCUGGGAAGGCUUGGUCACCAAUCUUCGCACAAGUGACAAGGACAAGAUUGUGGAAUUUCUAGACACUCUUUUCCACGCUGAUCCGCUUCGCAACAACGAGGGCAGCUCCAUCGAGGAGCUGGCAGACUUGCGGACAAGACUGCUGCAAAAGAUGCGCAGCUCCAUCUUCCACAACUGCAAAGGCGCCAUCCACGUCAGCGUGGCCAUAGUCAAGGCCGCCAUCAAAGCGAUCCUCAGCGCCGACCAGCUCACCAGCGAGAAGCGCCGGGCCAUGAUCGACCUUGGCAACAGAGAAAACGUUCUCAGCGAGAUUGCCGACAUCUUGAACAUUGACUUGAAACUCGCCGCCAUGGAGCGGUGGUCCUGGGGCGACGCUCCCAUCAAGGCGCAGAUGCGCAAGGCAAUCAAUGGCAAGUACCGCGUGUACAUGGAUAUUGAACUGCUCGACUCCAUCUUGAUUCACUGCGUAGGGCAGGCCGUCUCGGUGCACAUCAAACAGGCGCUCGAACAAGCAUGGGACCCGACCGUGGCCGACGUCUGGAAAGUCAAGCAAGACGAAGAUCGCACGGCCGCAAUCAAUGCGCACAUUCCCGGUUUUGCGAUCCAGAACGCGGAGAACUCGACCAGGCAACUACGAAACCACAUGUACAAGAACAUCUUCUUUUCGCCCCGACUGCCCACCAGUAUGACGGAUGAGAAUAGCGGAGUUGGACGCUAUGAGGACGAUGACUCGCUUGCCAGCGAGGAGCAAGUUCAGAAAAACUUGACAGAUCUGGAAAACGGUCGGCCGAAUGUUGUCAACCUGAAGACGGACAUUCUCCGCGUCUGCACCGCCGAGAUGGGCAUGCAGAAAAUCGUCCAUGGGCAGUUUUGCCUGCUGCAGAGCGACUUUGAGUGGUUUGGGCCUUCUCUUCCCCAUUCAACUCUCACCACAAUUAUGGAGUACUUCCACUUUCCCAAGGAGCUUGUCCAAUUCACAAAAGCGUUCCUCGACAUGCACAUACAAUUUCAAGACGAUGGCGCCGACGGAGCAGUGCUCACGCGCAAGACCGGGAUUCCAGUGUCUUUCCAGCUUACCGACGGCAUCUCGGAACUGCUCCUCUUUGUCCUAGACUUUGCCGUCAAUCAGAGAACGGGCGGAUCACACCUCUACCGUAACCACGAUGAUCUAUGGUUCUGGGGUCAGCCAUCGCAGUGCGCGGCCGCGUGGGACACGAUGCGCGAAUUCACCCAGGUCAUGGGGCUGCAGCUGAACAAGGACAAGACGGCCUUUGCUCACGCCGUGGACGAGUCCAACCCACGAUUCAAACCUGCUGAGAAGCAGGAGCUGGCUCGCCUUCCCACAGGCAAAGUGAAAUGGGGCUUUCUGCUGUUUGACGAUGCCGAGUGGAAGUGGACGGCGAGCACGGCGGCGAUUGAAGCUCACAUGGACGAGCUGCGCUUUCAGCUCAAGUCACGCACCUCUGUCCUGUCGCACGUGCAAGCGUACAACGCCUACAUGAAGAACUUUUUGCCAAACAAUUUCGGCCCCGUCAUUGUCGGGCUGGGCGACGACCACCCCGUCAUGGUGCUGGAAGCGCUGCAGCACGCGCAAAAGUAUCUCUAUCGGAGUGAUGGUGGCGACGAGUCGGCAGGAAACGUCGCUCAGCAUGUGCGCAAGACGAUCCAGGUGCGUUUUGGCGGCCCCGACGGAGAACAAGUACCAGACUGUUUCUUGUACAUGGGCGUCGAGGACGGGGGCCUCGGCCUGGCCAAUCCGGCGCCUGCUUUUGCGCAGUUCAUCCAGCUGCCCAAGCACGAUCUCCAGGAGGACCAAAAGCCCCUGCCUCCCAUGAAGGAUGCCCUGAAGCAGCUCAAUGCGACUGUGUCGGAAAACUACCGCCACGCGAGCAAGCAGUUUGCCGCCCGGCUCAGCGCGAAGAGACAGAAGCGCAGAAUGGGGCGCGGGGACUCAAAGCGACUCCAAGACGGGGACGAGGAUAGUGACGGUGACGUGCCGGACUUUAUGACGAGCACGGCGGACGGCAAUCCGCAGUUCAUGUCCUUUAGCACCUACAUGGGCACGACCGAGGAGCGGAGCGGCGCCAUGCGCGAGUUCUAUGAGACGCUUCUGGACGAACCGGUCGCCGACUGGUCCGUGUCGGAUAAAACCUGGGCGGCCAAGAUGUUUGAUGGCGAGCUGGACGAUCUGUUUGGCGGGUAUAUUGCGGAAGAGGAGUUUCUGUCGCUGGGAUUGUACAGGACGUUGGCUGAAGAGAAAGUGCGCUGGAGCGGCUGA
Cordyceps militaris CM01 is the source of this 2871-nucleotide messenger RNA. RefSeq lists its product as uncharacterized. NCBI's taxonomy places the organism in Eukaryota, Fungi, Ascomycota, Sordariomycetes, Hypocreales, Cordycipitaceae. The record is from RefSeq and is a predicted model, not a curated record. The coding region runs from base 1 to 2871 and encodes 956 amino acids. The transcript has a single exon.